AAGCAUAAUCUGUCACGCAUCUCACUGACGAGAAUCUUAAAUACAAUAUAUGUCUUAUUUCUCACAUUUAUCUAUAAUUAUCAAGUAUAUGCUAUGAAAAUCGUUGUAAUCGGUAGAUUACAACGAAAGUAAACUAAAGAGUUUUGUAUGAAAAAAAAAUUUAAUAUUGACCGCUAACAAACUUAACAAAUGUCACGUGAUAGCGGACAUUUAUAAUGAUUAUUAUUGAAAGUGUUUGAAAGAAUGAAAAUGGAAAUUUGUACCUUUAAAAUACUGUUAAUACUGUUAGGGAUUUUAUGUUUGGUGACGAGCAAACCGUUGCAGCUCGACGAGGACAACAAUAGUGAAAUAGGCGAUUCCGAUUACAAUAGCAACGACGACUCUGCAUCUGAUGAAUAUCAAGAGGAUGAAGCUUUAGAUGAGGCGCCACAAAACAGAAAUGAAGUCCCCGUAGGUCAAGACUUAAAGCGUAAUUUAAAACUGGUCCCCGAUCGUCGCCAUGCUCGGAAUAGAUACGAAGAAUUAUCUGGAAAAUCAAAUCCCGAUAGGCAGAGACAGCGUAAAACAAUAGCGAAUUUAGAACAUUUGAAAACAGAUAGUGAUAACGAGGAAACAAAUGAAGAAGCAGAUGCUGAAAAAAUAAAUAAAGAUACCGAGCAUUACAAAAAAAAUACCGAAUUAGGCGACACUAACAUCAAAGAAAAACCUUUUGCUUCUGAUUAUGUCGACGAGCCGCUUUUUAAAGUUAAGCAGGAGGGAUACAACACGGACAGGAUCGAAUAUAUAAAUGAACAAUUACCCCGCGAGCAGUUGAGAAGAGUAAAAGAAAUCGAAAACUCACAUAAAAUGAGAAGUAGCGGCUGUAGAGGUAAAAAAUAUGACCUUGAAAUUAAUAGAAAUCGAAGGCAAGCUCCGAACGCUGAAGUAACUGACAAUAAUAGUACGCCAAGCCAAAAGCAAGACAUCGAUUCAAAAGGUGAUUCUGAAUCAUCUAUCAUUAAAAACAUAAAGAAACUGUCCGAGCAAGAUUUAGAAGAGCUCCUAAAUUCCUUACCAGAAGAUAAAAAGAAUAUAUUAAAGAAAAUUAUGGAAAAGAGAGAAAUCACAAAAAAGGCAGGUGCUGUAGAAGAAAACUAUUUAGAGGGCGGUCAAUCCGAUACCAGCAAAAAUGAAGGAGGCUUUUUAUUGGACUCUAGUACUACUUCAGAACCACCGUUUUCUUCUAGCACUGACACUACAGAUAUUAGUAAACAUACGGACAUAGGAGAGGCUGAAAGCACAAAAACUUCAGAAAAUGAAAAUGAAUCUGGAAAAUUGCAGGAUAAAUCUUUGUUUAUUAACUCUAAAGAACCCAAUUUAAAUGUCGGAUACGUUAUUAGCGACGAUAAUUUAAAAGACGAAGAGUCUGUGAAAAGUGAAAAUAAACGUGAAAUCGUACAGGCUGAAUACUCUAAUGACAACGAAAAUGGUGCAGAUAAUGUGGAAAAUGCUGAUUUGAAAGACGAAUCGUGCAUUGAAAAUGAUGAACUGCUGCCACAGAAAGGCGACAAAAUAAAAACGAAUGCAAACAAAAGGGAAGUCAGUGAUGAGAACCCUUCAGAAUUAAAUGGUUCGAUACAAUCAUUGGAAGAAUCCUUUAGCAGCGACACUACCGGAGAGUCUUUGUCGCCUUUAAUUAGGGUAAAGAGAACUGAAAAAGAUCACUCCUGUAAUAAGAGGGAUUCGAAUAAUCUCUCCAACAUGAAGGUGCCAUUUUCUCCAGCAGUUGAAAGCGGAGGUUCAGAGAACGAUGAAAGAAGUGAAAUAGAAGAUUAUGGUAUACUCGACCGCUCUUCAAACUAUGAGAGAAGCGAAGAAAAUAAUAAUGGACAAGAAAAAGUCUUCCACGAAACCCCCGAAAUAAACGGGAGAGAUUUAAAAUUCAAUCCAAUCGAACAUUCAGGAAAGGAUAUGAAUGCUGAAACAGGCAAAGCGUGUCUAGGUUCAGAUACAGAUAGCGUUCUCUCAGGCGUUGAAGGCAUUGACGACAACUUGAUGUACAACAGCGGCUUGCGGAACAAGAGAACCGAAGUAUCGUCUGAUUUAGAUGAUUCACACCAAGUCCAAUUAAACAGGAAUGGUCGGACUGCGGGGUCGUUGGACGACUCGAACAAUGCUGUGACAGAUAAUUCUAUCAACGUACAUAAUUACGGCGAAGAGGAAGCUUUUGGACCAAUUUCACGUAAUUAUGAAGGAGAUAACAGUCGUUUUAAAAGGAUAAGACAAAUUAAAGACACCCCAAUACAACGAGACUAAUACUAUUUGUAAUAAUCGAUAUUAGCUUAUAAAUGUUUUAUAGUUUUAAAUUACAAGGAAUGUUUGUAUAAGAAUUUAGCAUUGUUUGAUAAUUAGACUGUUAAAGUUAAUGUUUUAGAUAAUAAAUAUUCUUUAGUAUGUCUUUGUUUUUUGGGUUAUUUAGACAGAUUCUUUAAUAAAAACAACAACAAAAUAUAGAAUUUCCUUAAAA
Danaus plexippus (monarch butterfly) is the source of this 2506-nucleotide messenger RNA. RefSeq names its product dentin sialophosphoprotein-like. Lineage: Eukaryota; Metazoa; Arthropoda; Insecta; Lepidoptera; Nymphalidae. The record is from RefSeq and is a predicted model, not a curated record. The transcript has 4 exons. Bases 244 to 2295 code for a protein of 683 amino acids.